AUGGCAAUGAUGCACUCUACCGAUCCCGCCACCCCGCAGCUGGACGAGAAGAAACUAUUGGAGGUCUUUAAUGAUCCAGAAAAGAGCAACAGUAUUGUCGUUGCAUUCCUCAAGCUUAACUCCAAUGACUACACGCCUUUCCUCGCUUCUGCCACUGGUGAAGAAGAUCCCCCGACGAUGGAGGACUUUUGUAACAAGGAGGUCGAAGCGUUUGGAAGAGAUGCGGACCACCUCCAAAUUACAGCUUUGAGCUCUGCGCUGAAAGUGAGCCUUGAUGUCGUCUACUUGUCACGCUCGCAUGCCCCGCCUGAGUCGGACUCUAUUACGGAGGAGGCCGAUGCUGGCGCCAAAAUGUCUGACAACAAGGACGUAAGCCCCGAGGGUGAUCCGAAUGCUUGCGACGUUGUCCGCUUUGAUAUUGACCAAGGCCAAAUGUUUGGUCUUGGUCCGUUGCUCUACCGUCCUGGCCACUUUGACCUGUUGGUGGCUCGCGAGGAGCCCGAGUCUCCCGACAUUAAUAUCUAA
This is a messenger RNA of Malassezia japonica, 525 nucleotides long. Its product is annotated as ubiquitinyl hydrolase 1. Gene Ontology annotation, biological process: protein K48-linked deubiquitination. The coding region runs from base 1 to 525 and encodes 174 amino acids. NCBI's taxonomy places the organism in Eukaryota, Fungi, Basidiomycota, Malasseziomycetes, Malasseziales, Malasseziaceae. The record is from RefSeq and is a predicted model, not a curated record. Gene Ontology annotation, cellular component: nucleus. Gene Ontology annotation, molecular function: ubiquitin binding; cysteine-type deubiquitinase activity. The transcript is spliced from 3 exons.